UGAAGCGCUUGUACCCACGUGACCCGGAGACCAAGGAAGCAGAAGUUGGAAGAUGGUAAGGAAAUAAACAAAUGUAGAUCUCUAUUAUGGUUCUGCGAUCUAUUACGGUCAGUUAGAUUCGGUGUAGCUGGUAUUUUGUCUAAAGACCAGUUUAAUACUUACAAUGUCACACCGAAUGUGUUAGCCUUUGUCCAUUUUAUUGAUACACCUUGUUGAACGGGGUGUUUUGAGUUGCGCUUUCAUUGCUCUGGAAAUAAUCCACGCAUCGACCAAAGACCUGCGUGAGAGAAGGACAUCGAUCACAUCUCUGUUAGGAUCAGACUCUUAACGGACAGAAUGCAGAGCACCACAAACUACCUGUGGCUGAUCUCAGACCUGCUGGGUCAGGGGGCCACUGCCAAUGUCUACAGAGGAAGGCACAAGAAAACGGGGGACCUGUACGCGGUGAAGGUGUUCAACAACCUGAGCUUCCUGCGACCGCUGGACGUCCAGAUGAGGGAGUUUGAGGUUCUGAAGAAGCUCAACCACAAGAACAUCGUCAAGCUGUUCGCCGUCGAAGAAGAGGUGUGUACCAACACGCGCCACAAGGUCCUGGUGAUGGAGUACUGUCCGUGCGGCAGUCUGUACACGGUGCUGGAGGAGUCGUCCAACGCCUAUGGCCUCCCCGAGGACGAGUUCCUCAUCGUGCUGCAGGACGUCGUGGCGGGGAUGAACCACCUGAGGGAGUACGGCAUCGUGCACCGCGACAUCAAGCCGGGGAACAUCAUGCGGGUGAUCGGCGAGGACGGCCACUCCGUCUACAAGCUCACCGACUUCGGCGCCGCGCGAGAGCUGGAGGACGACGAGCAGUUCGUCUCGCUGUACGGCACCGAGGAGUACCUGCACCCUGACAUGUAUGAGCGCGCGGUGCUGCGCAAGGACCACCAGAAGAAGUACGGUGCCACGGUGGACCUGUGGAGCAUCGGGGUCACCUUCUUCCACGCCGCCACCGGCAGCCUGCCCUUCAGGCCCUUCGAGGGCCCGCGCCGCAACAAGGAAGUCAUGUACAAGAUCAUCACAGAGAAGCCGUCCGGGACCAUCUCCGGCCAGCAGAAGUUCGAGAACGGGAACAUCGAGUGGUCCACAGAGAUGCCCGUGUCAUGCAGCCUGGCCAAGGGUCUCCAGAGCCUGCUGACCCCCGUGCUGGCCAACAUCCUGGAGGCGGACCAGGAGAAGUGCUGGGGCUUCGACCAGUUCUUCGCCGAGACCAGCGACAUCCUGCACCGCACCGUGGUGUACGUGUUCAGCCUGCAGCAAGCCGUGCUGCACCACGUCUACAUCCACGAGUACAACACGGCCACCCUGUUCCAGGAGCUGCUGUCCCGGCGGACCAGCAUCCCCCCGCACAACCAGGAGCUGCUGUACGAGGGCCGGCGGCUGGUCCUGGACCCCAACCGCACCGCCAAGAGCUUCCCCCGCACCACCCGCGACAACCCCAUCAUGCUGGUCAGCCGCGAGUCGGUGGCCACCGUCGGACUCAUCUUCGAGGACCCGAGUCCGCCUAAGGUCCAACCCCGAUACGACCUUGACCUGGACGCCAGCUACGCCAAGACGUUUGCAGGCGACGUGGGCCACCUGUGGAAGACCUCAGAGUCGCUGCUGGUCUAUCAGGAGCUGGUUCGCAAGGGGGUCCGCGGACUCAUUGAGCUGAUGAAGGAGGACUACAGCGAGAUUGUGCGCAAGAAGUCUGAGGUCAUCCACUUGUGCAACUACUGCAGUCAGAUCCUGGAGAGGACCGAGCAGAUGUUCGUGAUGAUGAUGCAGACGUCGUACAGCGAGCUGUCGGACAUGCACGACGAGCUGUCUGACAUGCAUAAAAAGGUGUUGAGAAUCUCCAGCUCCCUGGACCCCAUGGAGAGGACCAUGCAGGACACCAAGAGCAAGUUCCAGGCUGGGGGCCUGCUGACGGACGCCUGGGCCCAGCAAGUGGGCACCCACCCCGAGGACCGCAAUGUGGAGAAAAUCAAAGUCCUCCUGGACGCCAUCACGGCCAUCUACCAGCAGUUCAAGAAGGACAAGGCUGAGCGCCGUCUCCCCUACAACGAGGAACAGAUCCAUAAAUUUGACAAGCAGAAGCUGGUACUGCACGCCACCAAGGCCCGUUCCCUGUUCACGGAGGAAUGUGCCAUGAAGUAUCGCCUCUUCAUCUCCAAGAGUGAGGAGUGGAUGAGGAAGGUUCACCACGUGAGGAAGCAGCUGCUGACGCUCUCCAGUCAGCUGAACAGCAUCGAGAAGGACGUGUCCAUGCUCAUGGAGCAGGUCAUCAAGCUGCAGGAGCUUCUGCCCCAGAAGGUCCGGCCGCUGCCGUCUGGAGGUCUGAAACCACAGGCCUACCUGAGCCAGAACACCCUGGUGGAGAUGACCCUGGGCAUGAAGAAGCUCAAAGAGGAGAUGGAAGGCGUGGUGAAGGAGCUGGCGGAGAACAACCACUUCCUGGAGAGAUUCGGCACUUUGACACUGGACGGAAGCUUAAGAAAUGUCGACAGAAUAUAAGCCUACACCCCCCACCUUACCCUUCCAGUAUCCCCCCCCCCCCUAAUUUUAGCCUCACUCUUUCUUUAACAUUUGCCGAUGCUGGACUAUAUUUUGUAUAUACACUCACUGUGUCUUUUGUGUUGUAAAUACUAAUGAUUCCCCACACCCACAUAAGGAGUGUUGGGUCUUUUGUAUGUCGUGGUUGUGUGCGGGCAAUCUGUUUUAAGGCAGAAAUAAGGAACAAACGUGAGUCGAGUAGUUCUAAGCGGACCUGGCAUUUUCUAUGGAAGGCCUUGUAGCCCUUCGCUACGCAUUAGCGGUGUGGGAGAAUACGCAUUACUCAUUUACCGAAGGUUUAUAUAUCGCCUUAAGUUGCAUACCUUUCUGCUCACCUGAUAUUUGGUCAAAGGAGCAUCGCUGUAACUGGCCUUGGGUCUUCGGUCAAGGCGAUCGGUGGUUGUUGUGUUCGGAUGCUUGCUUUCAUGAGUCCGUAGGAUCAGGGCGUUUAAAUGCAUAGUCUGUGUGUGUGUGUGGUGGUCCGUUGUGUGACAGAUUGCAUGGUGGCUCUCUCCUUCCGUCUGUGCCCUAGAGGCAAAGAUAUGUCCGGCCCCACCAUCCUGUCACUGUUAGAACAGCGCUUCCAUUCGGCGUAACAGAUGGAAGUAUUCAUGUAAAGCCUGUAAAUAAAUAAAUAUCAGUUCAACUGCUC
Gadus chalcogrammus (walleye pollock) is the source of this 3223-nucleotide messenger RNA. RefSeq names its product TANK-binding kinase 1 (gene tbk1). Lineage: Eukaryota; Metazoa; Chordata; Actinopteri; Gadiformes; Gadidae. Gene Ontology annotation, cellular component: cytoplasm. The transcript is spliced from 21 exons. The coding region runs from base 337 to 2532 and encodes 731 amino acids. The record is from RefSeq and is a predicted model, not a curated record. Gene Ontology annotation, biological process: peptidyl-serine phosphorylation. Gene Ontology annotation, molecular function: protein binding; ATP binding; protein serine/threonine kinase activity.